AUGUUGCCAAGGUUGCAGAGAUGUGUUGGAAUAAAUCGUUGUGUUGCUCAAUUUCAUGCUAUAAGAUUCAACUCUGUAGUCAAAGAUACAAAAAAAAAACUUGUUGAUGAUGGUAAAUCAAAAAAGGAAAACGGUUUCAGUGAUGAUGUGUUAAACAGAUACAAGGCUCAGUUGGAACAAAAGGCUAGAGAAUUGGGGCUUGACAAUGUGGCUGCGCUCAAGGAUAAGUACAAGGAUCAAAUUGAAAAGAUCAAAUCGGAGCUAGGUACUGUUGACUUUGCAAAGGAAAUCACAAACUGGGAACUGCUGCAACAGAAGGACAAUAAGAAGAAAGAUUCUACUGUUAUCAAUGUUCGAUCACCAAGGGAUAAAAGUGCUGAAAAAAAGCAAACACCUUACAAAACAUUGGACGACUAUGUAGAUGUGGAAAAGAUCAAGAAACUUUCUCGUGAUGAAAUUGAGUUUUUAUGGAAAACAAGAUUUCAAAAAGAUCCACAAUCACUUCACGCUGUUAUCAACAAUAAGCAAUUUGACGGAAUCUCAGAAAAUGCUGCUAGAUAUCCAUACUUUAUUUUGCCAUUGCCAAAGAAAGACGAUACAACUAAGAAAGAGGGAUAUCAAUUGGAGUUUGUUCAAUGGUCUUUUGUCGCUGAGGAAACAAUACACUGUUUAUUCACUUCAUUAGCAGAAUACAAGCUCCAUGGCGAGUUUGCCAAACCUCAUGUGGUCUUAACAUUCCACCAGGAUUUAAGUAAGGACAAAGAUAUAGUUUUGAUGCAAGGAUGGAAUGAGAAAGAUGGCGGUUUGUCAACUGAAGAAGCUCAAUUGUUGGUUUUGAACUUGCAACGAUUUUAUAAUGGGAAAUUCCCGCAAAGACUCCAAUUGGUCAAAGAGUUUAGUGAGGGAAGUGAAAAGUUUAGCUUGGAUAAAUUGGUCAACGAAGCUACAACCGUUUAA
Messenger RNA from Lodderomyces oxycetoniae, 957 nucleotides. RefSeq lists its product as uncharacterized. NCBI's taxonomy places the organism in Eukaryota, Fungi, Ascomycota, Pichiomycetes, Serinales, Debaryomycetaceae. Gene Ontology annotation, cellular component: mitochondrion. The coding region runs from base 1 to 957 and encodes 318 amino acids. The transcript has a single exon. The record is from RefSeq and is a predicted model, not a curated record. Gene Ontology annotation, biological process: mitochondrial proton-transporting ATP synthase complex assembly.